AUGAAGUUCACGACGUGGAUGAUGAUUAGCGUGGCCGUGGUGCUGGCCUUCUCGGCCCACCUGUGCCCCAUCUGCGAGUUUGGCUGCCAGGCCAUCGGCGGCUUACUGGCUCAGAACUUCACCACCACGGAGAUAGUGUUGGCUCUGGAGAUGAUCUGCGCGCUGGCUCCCGAGCCGCUGGCGACCACCUGCCACCAGUUCCUGUCCAACACCCUGCCCGUCCUCUUCCAGGCCAUCUCUAGCGGAAAGACCGCCGAGCAAGCCUGCGAACUCGUUGGCGCCUGCCCCUCCUCCUCGGCUGUCAUCAUCAACCUGCUCUCGAAAACUGCUCGCAUCAACAAUUGA
This is a messenger RNA of Acanthamoeba castellanii str. Neff, 345 nucleotides long. RefSeq names its product Saposin family type B, region 1 protein. Gene Ontology annotation, biological process: sphingolipid metabolic process. The record is from RefSeq and is a predicted model, not a curated record. Gene Ontology annotation, cellular component: lysosome. The transcript is spliced from 2 exons. Lineage: Eukaryota; Discosea; Longamoebia; Acanthamoebidae. Bases 1 to 345 code for a protein of 114 amino acids.